AUGCCUUCGUUGGAUUUGGGCGAAUCCAUACCCCCAGAUACAGCGCAUGCCGUCAGUGUGUCUUUGCCGACUUGGGAAUCGAAUAUCGGCUAUGAGGAAGGCGCCCCGUGGGUUAUUAGUCGAAUGACUACCGGCUAUCCUAGAUUUUUUAUCCAUAAGAGCAUCUCUCAGCUGGGACAUGCAAUCACCACUACUUACGGAAAACAUGGCCAGCAAGCCAUGCUAUUCUCCACACCAGAAGCAGCCAAGCGUUGCCUGGACUUCAUGCGAGAGAGAGCUCCCAUCGCCCCUGCCAUACAGCUCCAGUCGAUAUCAUUUGGGCUCAAUCUCUCAGGAAAUACUUCUCCAGUUCUUAGCGGUUUAUCUUCGACUAUAGCUGCAGCUUUGUUUCCCGCAGAUGCGUUUGGACUUGCCAAGCAAUAUUGGCAACACACUGGAGAUGGAGUUUCAAGCCGCCGCGCAGAAUUCUGUCAUGAUCUCCUACGAGCCGGUAUCUUGGUCCCGAUCAACUCUAGUGAUGCGAUUCGCGAAACUGCACUCAAAUCCUCGCGAGGCCCAAAGCGGUACCAACGUACAAAUUCGGUGGAUGAAACCGCAGUCCCCAAUGUGAAGGUCGCUUCUGCGGCUUCCAACGACACCAAAGAAAGCUCUGGAUUUUUAGAAGAGCGAUUUGGUAGAAAUUUGGAUCUGACAUUAGCCGAGAAAGCCAAAUCGGCAAUUCGUCGCAGAAUUGCUGGGUCACUUGUCGGCGAAAUUGAUUUGACAGCAGAAACAGUGCCAGAGCUUCCGGCAUCGUCUGUCCGCAUCAACAAUCUGAGAGAAUCCGAUAUAUACCUAUUCCCUGCAGGUAUGAACGCAAUUUUCAACGCACACCGUGCGUUAAUGGCCGCCAGAGGCCAGCUUCAGAGCGUAAAUUUUGGGUUCCCAUACGUUGAUACUCUAAAGAUCUUGCAAAAGUUUGGUCCUGGCUGCAUAUUCUAUGGACACGGUUCGUCCUCGGAUCUAGACGAGCUGGAGAGGCGGUUGCAGAAAGAGGAACGUAUUUUGGCUCUCUUCUUUUGCCGACAUUGUCGUCAGCAGUCUUACCAAAAUAUUUUCUGGCGAUUCCAAUGUGAUGGGAGGGAGCGCUGUCCUAAAUCCUGGCAGCAAAUUCUACAACUUGCUGAAACCGGCAAUGGAUAG
Messenger RNA from Akanthomyces muscarius, 1182 nucleotides. RefSeq lists its product as uncharacterized. NCBI's taxonomy places the organism in Eukaryota, Fungi, Ascomycota, Sordariomycetes, Hypocreales, Cordycipitaceae. Bases 1 to 1182 code for a protein of 393 amino acids. Gene Ontology annotation, molecular function: cystathionine gamma-synthase activity. The record is from RefSeq and is a predicted model, not a curated record. The transcript is spliced from 4 exons. Gene Ontology annotation, biological process: transsulfuration.